UCCUCCCUGCCCCCGCGUGGCCGGGGGCGGGCGGAGGUGGAGGUCCAGAGCCUGAUUCCCACCAGGGCUUUCGGACCCGCAGCUCGGUGACCUCCCGCAUGGCGCGGAGGACCGAGCCCCCAGACGGGGGCUGGGGGUGGAUGGUGGUGCUCUCGGCCUUCUUCCAAUCUGCGCUGGUGUUCGGGGUGCUCCGCUCCUUCAGCGUCUUCUUCGUGGAGUUCGUGGCGGCGUUUGACGAGCCGGCCGCGCGCGUCUCCUGGAUCGCCUCCAUAGGCAUCGCCGUGCAGCAGUUUGGGAGCCCCGUGGGCAGUGCCCUGAGCACGAAGUUCGGGCCAAGGCCAGUGGUGAUGGCUGGGGGCAUCUUGGCAGCGCUGGGGAUGCUGCUGGCCUCCUUCGCUACCUCCUUGACCCACCUGUACCUGAGUAUUGGGCUGCUCUCAGGUUCUGGGUGGGCCUUGACCUUCACACCAACACUUGCCUGCCUGUCUCGUUACUUCUCUCGCCUGCGAUCCCUGGCCAUGGGGUUGGCACUGACUGGCGUGGGCCUCUCGUCCUUUGCUUUUGCCCCACUCUUCCAAUGGCUGCUCAGCUACUAUGCCUGGCGGGGCACCCUACUGUUGGUGUCUGCCAUCUCCCUCCAUCUGGUGGCCUGUGGUGCUCUCCUCCGCCCACUCUCCCUGACUGAGGACCCUGCUGUGGCUGACCCUGGGGCCCAACUCGCCUCCCUCCUCCAUCAUGGCCCCUUCCUCCGUUACACUGUUGCCCUCACCCUGGUCAACACCGGCUACUUCAUUCCCUAUGUGCAUCUGGUGGCCCAUCUCCAGGACCUGGAUUGGGAUCCACUGCCCGCUGCCUUCCUCCUCUCGGUGAUUGCUAUUUCUGACCUCGUGGGGCGUGUGGUUUCUGGGUGGCUAGGGGAUAUAGUCCCAGGGCCUGUGGCACGACUCCUGAUGCUCUGGACCACCCUGACCGGGGUGUCACUGGCCCUGUUCCCCAUGGCCCAGGCUCCCACAGCCCUGGUGGCUCUGGCCGUGGCCUAUGGCUUUACAUCAGGGGCCCUGACCCCAUUGGCCUUCUCCAUGCUGCCUGAACUGGUGGGGACUGGAAGGAUAUACUGUGGCCUGGGACUGGUGCAGAUGGUGGAGAGCAUCGGGGGACUGCUGGGGGCUCCUCUGUCAGGCUACCUCCGGGAUGUGACAGGCAACUACACAGCUUCUUUUGUGGUGGCCGGGGCCUUCCUUCUUGCAGGGAGUGGAGUUCUCAUCACUCUGCCCCACUUCUUCUGCGUCUCAGCUCCUACCUCCAAGCCCCAGGACCUUGGCACAGAGGCACCGGAUACCAAAGUCCCCCUGCGAAGGAAGGGCUGGGAGAGAACUGAACUCCAAAAAGACCCGGAAAGCCAGAGAUUGGCAGCUCCGGGUCUUCUGCCCCAUAUUGGUGCCCAGAGAACCACAGUGCCUUCAGCAUCUUGAUCUGUCUUCCACCACAGCUUGCCCAGGGCUCCUGCGAUGUGUGUGCCAACUCCUAGUGUUUUGUUGAGGACUCUUAUCUCUUCUUGGCUUCCACAACCAUUUCUGCAGGAUCCAAGAGUUCAGCCUGCUCCAGUGAGCCGUGAAUCAACUGUGAAAAUCAAAGGCCAAGAGACUUAUUAUGUUUUACAAGUGAUCAAUCUCUAGUGUUGCCUACUACACUUCUUCUCUGAAGACAGAUGUUUGGGGAUGAGCGAUGCCCCUUUGAGAUAAAACUGGAUAAUAAUCAGAAACUCAGAAAGAACUGGAGCCCAAAUGCUUGGGUUGGUUGAGUGGGGUCACGGCUGGUGGGGUGGGGGGUAGAGGGGAGGUGUCCAGGAGCUCUGGGGACUCCGAGCAUUUUAACCCUGGACUCUGCUCUCUGGACCACAGUUCCUCCCACUAGCCCCUGUGACUUAGAUGAGAAAUGAAGGAAAUGGUGGGGACAUGGUGGCGGGGUCGGGGGGCGGGGGAGGUUGGUAGGGAGCACUGAAGCUCAGAGAGCCUACCUCUGGGUCAAGGAUUCUUGAAUUCACCGCAGGCCAAUAGAAGGAGAUUGAGAUAUGGGAAGAGUUUUGAGUCAAGGAAAUGAGGAUGGCACCCAUGAGCCUCCCUCUCCCUCAAACAAAUUGAAGCUGGCAGGCAGACAACUUCUCAAAGAUGCCCCGUUAUAAUGGCAACAACAUGGGCAAAGAGAAAUGGACUGACUAGACAGACAGAUACCCGCCUCUUUCCCAGGUUUAGUGGGAUCCUGUUCCUUCCGAGCGGCCUUUUGAAUGUCUUAAGUAGAAAGUUUUCAGCGUCCUAGAUGGGCUAACAAUUGGAGCUUGCAGACACA
Myotis brandtii (Brandt's bat) is the source of this 2346-nucleotide messenger RNA. RefSeq names its product solute carrier family 16, member 13 (gene SLC16A13). The transcript has 4 exons. Gene Ontology annotation, molecular function: monocarboxylic acid transmembrane transporter activity. Gene Ontology annotation, biological process: transmembrane transport; monocarboxylic acid transport. The record is from RefSeq and is a predicted model, not a curated record. The coding region runs from base 99 to 1472 and encodes 457 amino acids. NCBI's taxonomy places the organism in Eukaryota, Metazoa, Chordata, Mammalia, Chiroptera, Vespertilionidae.